Molecule: messenger RNA, 4914 nt
Organism: Limulus polyphemus (Atlantic horseshoe crab)
Lineage: Eukaryota; Metazoa; Arthropoda; Merostomata; Xiphosura; Limulidae
Gene: raptor
Product: regulatory-associated protein of mTOR-like
Exons: 31
Coding region: 295-4047 (1250 amino acids)
Biological process (GO): cellular response to amino acid stimulus; cellular response to starvation; positive regulation of protein serine/threonine kinase activity
Cellular component (GO): TORC1 complex; cytoplasm
Molecular function (GO): protein binding; protein-macromolecule adaptor activity
Source: RefSeq, a predicted model, not a curated record
UGUCAUUACUUUGUCCAGUGUAAAGUUUGGUCAAAUUAACAUUUAUUUUAUCAAAUGUAGAUAAAAAUAUUUCAUUUUGUAUAAGGAGUCACGUUGUUAUAAGAAAAAGUUGAAAUAAUGUUUAUGCGUUUACGAUAGGAUUUUUUUUGUGAGCAGCUAAGUUAGUAAAUAAUACAUUUAUAGUAGAAUUCAGAUACGUUGAAAUUUGUUGGUGUGGCGAACUCACUAAGCCUCAUUUAUAUACGACACGUGAUUGAUAUUGUAGUCAAUACUCAAUAGCCCUGGGUUGUAGUCAUGACUUCGCAUGCUUCUUUGUAUUCUGGUGAAAAAAAUCGGUCCACAAGUCCAAUUUAUCACGGACAGCUUUUUGAAUUUGAUUCGGAUGAAGAUGUGUGUGAUCUUUCAGAUUGGCAACUUCCCUUGGCUUUUAAUGAAAAAAGACAUACCGAGAAGAUUGAAGGAAUGAAACCUUUUGCUCACACAUGGAGAAUGAAAGAGAGAGAGGAAGAUCCUGUGUCAAUGGCACCUCAUAAAGCUCUGGAAACAAUUGGUAGUAACCUGUUAAAGCAGUAUGAACGGUGGCAGCCUCGUGCUCGUUAUAAACAAUCUUUGGACCCAACAGUGGAGGAGGUAAAAAAACUAUGUACCUCAUUGAGGAGAAAUUCAAAGGAUGAACGUGUACUCUUCCAUUUCAAUGGUCAUGGUGUUCCAAAGCCCACUGUGAAUGGAGAAAUUUGGGUAUUUAACAGGAAUUUUACACAGUAUAUUCCUCUGUCAGUCUGUGAUCUUCAGCAGUGGAUGGGAUCACCUUCGAUCUAUGUUUAUGAUUGUUCCUGUGCAGGACUCAUUGUAGAAUCUUUCAAACAAUUUGCCAUUCAGCAUGAAAGGGAAUAUGAAUUGUCUGUUGCCAACAGUAAAGGCCAAUACCAAGGACCACCACCAUCUAAUUACAAAAACUGUAUACAGUUAGCUGCUUGUGGAAAGCAUCAGAUAUUACCCAUGAACCCAGACUUGCCUGCUGACCUUUUUACCUCAUGCCUUACAACACCAAUUAAAAUUGCUCUCAGGUGGUUUGUAAUGCAGAACACAAGCAAGUUAGUUCCUGGAAUUACAUUGGAGCAUAUUGACAGAAUUCCAGGACAACUUAAUGAUCGAAGGACCAUGCUUGGGGAACUUAACUGGAUAUUCACUGGCAUCACAGAUACCAUAGCAUGGAAUGUUCUUCCAAAAGAUCUCUUUCAGAAGCUAUUCAGACAGGACUUACUAGUAGCAAGUCUCUUCAGAAAUUUUCUUCUUGCUGAAAGAAUAAUGCGUUCUUACAACUGCAAUCCUGUGUCCAGUCCAAAGUUGCCACCAACGUAUCAUCAUCCCAUGUGGCAAGCAUGGGACCUAGCUGUAGAUAUAUGCCUAUCUCAACUUCCAGAUAUCCUGGCAGGAACUGCAGUAUUUCGACACAGCCCUUUUUUUGCUGAACAGCUAACAGCAUUUCAGGUGUGGUUGAACUUUGGAUCAGAGAUCCAGAAUCCUCCAGAACAACUUCCUAUUGUUUUACAGGUUCUUUUAAGUCAAGUACAUAGAGUACGUGCAUUGGAUUUGCUUGGUAGAUUUCUUGAUCUUGGUCCUUGGGCUGUUAACCUGUAUAGUACUUGUCAGGCAGACUUGGUUCGAGAUGGUGGUCACAAGUACUUCCUUAACGUUUUAGCUGAUUCAUAUAUUAUUGCAGAACACAGAACUAUGGCAGCAUUUGUGAUGGCAUGUAUAGUAAAUGGGUAUCCAAGUGGACAGGAAGCAGCUCUUCAAGGCAACUUGAUAUCCAUCUGCUUAGAACAGCUAGGGGAUUCUAAUUCCAGACUGCGUCAGUGGUUGGCUAUUUGUUUAGGUAGAACAUGGACAAAGUAUGAUGCAGCAAGGUGGUGUGGAGUUCGUGAUAGUGCCCAUGAAAAACUCUACUCUUUACUGAAUGAUCCAGUACCUGAGGUUAGAGCUGCUACAGUUUAUGCAUUAGGAACAUUUAUCAACAGUGCCACAGAAAGAUCUGACCAUGCAAAUAGUAUAGACCACAGCAUAGGGAUGACAUUAAUCAGUACUUUAGCCAAUGAUGGAAGUGUCCUUGUGAGAAAGGAGCUGGUAGUUGCCCUCCAGUGGUUGGUUCUUCUUUUUGAAAAUCAGUUUGUAGCUGUUGCUACUCAGUUCCUAGAAGAAGAGAGGUUGAAAGACACCAUACAGAACCAAAGCCCAAACAGUUUUUUACCAACUGUACCUGAAGUCAUAUCCUCUACUAGUACAUUGAGAAAAGUGACAUCUAGAGAUAGACUGAAGCUGUUUGGGUCACCAAGUGGAGGUCAUUUUCUUGCAAGCCUUGGUGGUAAUGUGGAGUCAGGAGUAUUUAGUGAUGCUUCUCAUGUCUCAGUCUCAGAUUGCAUGAGGAGGGUGAGCUCAAGCACCUCAAUCAGUAGUAUGACUGGUGGAUCUUCUCUCAGUGGACUGGUUUUUGCGAGUGUUUACACUAACAUUUGGAGAGCUGUGCUGGCAAUGGGUAAUGACCCAUCAACAGAAGUUGCUGGUUUAGCAACAACACUGAUCAGCACAAUUAUGUCCAAGACAAUGGGAAAUAGCCAGUCUGCUGAUGUUCCCAGAGAAAACAAAUCACUGUGUUACUCAGAACCGUCAUCACCUUCAGGCCGACCCAAGUUUAUCACAGGAGAGUCUCCCCCAGCCAAUAUGGGACAUCAUGAUAGUUCUCGCCCUCAUACAGGAAGUGGACAGCUCACAGAGCCUCGACAGCAAUACCAUUACUCUGCUCAUUUCACACGAACUCGGAAAAUUUUUGAUAGAGGCCCUGUUGUAAUUGCAGAGGAACAAGAAGAGAAUGGAAGUCACAAAUCUCCUCUCGUUAAUACUGGGUUUGUAGACUGGUGUUGUAAACAGUUUAGCCAGCCAAUAACAAGGUUUAUAGAUGAAGUGGAUGUAGAAAGCUCUCAGUAUCUGGAGAGAGAGAUGAGGUUCAAAAGAAAUGCACUUUGUAGGAUGGCUGUAACAGAAGAACAGAAAAAAGUUGAUAUAGGAAGACUGGAUGAACAAAUAUUCAUCAACAAAAACAUCAGUAUCCCUUCAGUAAUUCAGUUUCAUCCAUAUGAAUCUUAUUUUGUUGUUUCAAAUAAGGAUUCAUACAGCAUCUGGGACUGGGAACAAGGCUUGAUUUUAAGUAACUUUCCUAAUGGAAACCCUGUAAACACUCGCAUUACAGCAAUGGACUUCCUCAACAGUCAUGACUUGGCUCUUUUACUUAUUGGUUCAGAUGAUGGAGCAGUAAGAGUGUGGCGUAACUUUAUUGGAGAAGAAGGAAAGGAACCAGAGCUGGUCACAGCUUUCCAAGCUCUGUCAGAAAUGUUACCUUCACCAAGAGGUUCUGGACUGGUGCUUGAGUGGGAACAACAAACCUCCAAACUCUUUUCUUCUGGAGAUGUGCGAAUUGUCAGAGUGUGGGAUGCCAUUCAGGAAAAGAAAGUACAGGAUAUACCUACUGGUGCAGACAGCUGUGUUACCUCCCUGUCAUCUGACAGUACUCUGCACCUAUUGGUAGCAGGCUGUGGUGAUGGGACCAUCCGCUUGUAUGACCAACGGUUGUCACCCUCUGAUUGCCGAGUCAUGACUUUACGAGAACACUCAGCUUGGAUAGUCAAGGCAAAGCUUCUUCAGAACUCUGAAGGAAAUGGACAAGUCAUCAGUGGAAGUGUUGCUGGAGAUGUGAGGUUCUGGGAUUUACGACACACAAACUCCCUCCAAAAAGUCCCUUCAUCACAAGGCAUGACAGCUAUGGCUGUGCAUCAGUCCCUCAAUAUCUUAGCCUGUGGCUCUGUGAACCAGAUCAUCAAUGUGUACAAUACCCUUGGUGAGACAGUUAGUGUCAUUAAAUACCAUGAUGGAUUCAUGGGUCAAAGAAUUGGACCAAUUAGCUGUUUGGCCUUUCAUCCUUACAGAGCAAACCUUGCAGCUGGCAGCACUGACUCGUACAUCUCAAUUUACACAGUUGAUAGAAAACACUGACCCAGAAGUAGCUAGCGUUUAUUAAAGUUGAUUUGUGAAUAGCUUACCGAAGAUUAAAAAAUUGGUCUACAGUACUGUGUAAAUAUUUCAUCAUAAAAAAGUUAUAAUCAAGUGUCUUGGAGUUUGUAACUGCAAGAUUCUUGUGUGGAGAAGUAUUUUUUCAUUCUUUGGGUGUUGAGAUAUUCUCUUCCUGGCAUUUCAGUUACUGACAUUUUUAUUUCUAGUUAUCAUAAAAAGUCACUGACUUUUGGCCAAACUUAUAGCCAUAGUUCAUGUUACUAGGAAGAGCUAAACACAGAUUAUUCAGUUAAUGAUUAAUUAAAAUCCAUAACUAGUGUCCUGCUCCAAGCCAAUAGAGAAGCUAUUGACCAAGAAUGUAAUAUUUUAGAAAUCCUGAAAAGAAAGAAGCAAUCCCUGGGAAAAUCAGUAAAAGCCUUGCUUAUGUAGAAUGAUUUGUAUAUUCUGUAUGCUGAGAAGUGAAAAAUAAAUUACUCUAUGGUGAGAGGAUCCGAACAAUCAAAGUUGGCAUCUUGAAAGAUUCUACAAAAAUGUGAACUAUUUGUGUAGUUUGGAAUUUCAUAUACCAUUGUUCAUUAAGGAUGCAAGUUAUUCCUCAAAGCUUGUAUAAUAAAUAAAUGGAUGGGAGUGCCAUGUAAUGUACAGUGAUGUGUACAAUGUAUUUUACCUGUACAGGAACUUCUAGAUGUUCAGUUGGGUCACCUGUGACUUGUUUUUAAAAGCAGUGUAAAUUUUCCUUUCAGCCUCUCAGGUUUUGGAAAAAGUAAGAAAUAAAACUAGAAAUCAAAUUAAUGGGGCCUUUUGUGUAAGUGGUUCCAAAAAUUGAAUAAAAUACUGAGAAGAAAAUAA